Thlaspi arvense is the source of this 3340-nucleotide messenger RNA. The record is from the annotation of a GenBank genome assembly. NCBI's taxonomy places the organism in Eukaryota, Viridiplantae, Streptophyta, Magnoliopsida, Brassicales, Brassicaceae.
AUUGGGUUUGGCGAUUUAGUCAAAGAUGGAACACCGGAUGAUUCUGUAUGCCUUGUUCUGGAAUGUUUGCUGCAAACUUAUGGCGGAUCUUGUCAAGAGGCAAUCUUGAUCAGUGUUAGGAACCUAAUUGGUCAAGAAGUCAUGAGCAGACAUAGGCUUGUGUCAACGGCACAAGACGAAUGCAAUAAAGGAAUUCGCCAAGCUUGCUCGUCUUCUCUGUCUCCGGUCCACAACUUUCUCAAUGUCCAGCCAGAAAACACGAAAUCUCCUUUCAUACGAUCACAAUCUCCAGAUUCACCUGGUCAGCUAUGGCCAAAGAAUAGUUCUCAGAGCACGUUCUCACGGUCUUCCACCUUCUGCACAAACCUCUACGUGUCAUCGUCUUCGAGCUCUGAAGCUCAGAAACAUCUAGGAAACAGUCUUCCCUUCCUCCCUGAUCCCUCCGCUUAUAGCAAGUCUGCUUCUGGUGUGGAAUCUGCAAGAUCUCCAUCUGUUUUCAGCGAGGAUUUGGGAAAUCCAUUUGAUGGAGACAGCUCCGGGUCGCUUGUCAAAGAUUUUCUUAAUCUUUCUGGGGAUGCUUGUUCCGAUGGCGGUUUUCAUGAUCUUGACUGUUCGAAUGACAGCUAUUGCUUAUCAGAUCAAAUGGAACUGCAGUUCCUGUCUGAUGAACUUGAGCUGGCCAUCACAGACCGCGCUGAAACUCCCAGGCUUGAUGAGAUUUAUGAAACGCCAGUGCCUUCAAAUCCAGUCACCAGAAUGAGUCUAAGCCAAAGCCGCGUUGCUGGAGUAGUGUCUAUUGACGCAGUUUCAUCUCACCCUUCUCCGGUAUCAGCAGCCAAUCACAAGCCGAGAAUGAGAUGGACUCCUGAGCUCCACGAGCUUUUUGUAAAGUCGGUGACCAAACUUGAAGGGCCUGAAAAGGCCACUCCAAAGGCUGUUCUGAAGCUCAUGAAUGUUGAGGGCUUGACGAUCUAUCAUGUAAAAAGCCACUUGCAGAAGUAUAGACUAGCCAAGUAUAUGCCAGAGAAAAAAGAAGAGGAAAAGAAUGUCAACUCAGAAGAAAAGAAACCGGCUUUGCGUAACAGUGAAGCUGAUGAGAAAAAGAAAGGGGCAAUAGAGUUAACUGAAGCUUUGCGUAUGCAGAUGGAAGUUCAAAAGCAAUUGCAUGACCAACUCGAGGUGCAACGGGUGCUUCAGCUACGAAUAGAAGAGCAUGCUAAAUACUUGGAAAAGAUGAUGGAAGAACAAUUCAAAACCAGGAGGCUAAUUUCUUCUUCUUCUUCUUGUCAGACACCGUUAUCAGCUAGUGAUGACUCUGUACCAGAGUCUCAAAACAUGUCCAAAACCGAAGCAUCUACGCCUCAGCCGUCAUCAUCUGCAAAGAACAAAGCUUCUGAAACCGAAGACGAUAAAUGUGAAUCCCCUCAGAAACGUCGCAGGCUUGAGAACGAAGCUGAGUCUGAGCACGGAGUUAUGGUAGACAAGAAGAAAAAUCGGGUUAAAUGCAAACACUGUGGAAAAGAAAUGUCUGGCUUGAAUCGUCUGAAAUGUCACUUGGGUAGUGUAGGUACAGAUGUAACUCCCUGUGUAAAAGUUACAGAUACUGUCAGAGAGGCUUUUCAUAAGAUGCUUAUGGAGGAAAGAUCUAGUGUUACUGCUGCUAAGACUAAGAGAGUUGGGGAAGUCCAAAUGGGUAAAGCUCGUAAGCGUGGAAGAAGAGAAGAUUCAUCCAGCAAAGGUGUUUCUCCUGAGAAGGGGAAUGCAGGCGUGAAGGCUACUAAACAGGAUUUGUGUUCAAACAAAGCUCAAAAGUUGAUUGGUCGGUGCUCUAAUGAAAAUCGUCUCGACUUUUCAGCUGUGGGUUCCCCAGGCUUCGGAGAAAUAAUGACUUUCAGCGGUGGUAAGAUCCCUGAUUUAAACGGAAGGAUGCUUCAAGAAGCGUUGAAGGAAGUGCAGGGUCACGUGAGGAAGAUCAAAGAAUCGUGGGAGAUCACAGGUUGUAGCAUCUUGCUGGAUGCUUGGGUUGACCAGAAUGGCCAUGAUCUGAUUACUUUUGUUGCAGAUUGUCCAGCAGGUCCAGUGUAUCUGAAGUCCUUUGAUGUUUCAGAUAUUAAACAUGAAGUCACCGCCUUAACGUCGCUUGUAUCUGGGCUUGUUGAGGAAGCUGGAGUGCAUAACGUGAUUCAAAUCAUUGCACCUGCAACCUCUGGCUGGGUUGGUGAGCUAGGCAAGUCUUUUGUGAGUAACAACGAAAACGUUUUAUGGUCCGUGAGCGUAUCCCACUGCUUCGAGCUUAUGCUGGUGAAGAUUGCGGAAUUGCAUUCCCUUGCAGACAUAGUUGACAGAGUCAAUCAGAUCACAGAGUUCGUCAACAACAACGCUUUGGUUCUGAAGCUUAUCAGAGAUCAGUCUCAUGGAACAGGCAUGGCCGUCUCUUCCUCCGAGUAUGAGUUUGUUUUGCCGUAUCUAUCUCUAGAGAGUAUAUUCAAGUCGAAGAACCACUUGGAAGCCAUCUGUGCUUCAUCCGAUUGGAAGAAAGAUGAGGUCAUAACAAUAUCCAAAUCGGUGAAGGAUUCGUCUUUUUGGGAAACUGUUGAGAGAGUUGUGAAAUCCACAUCUCCUCUGGUUCACGGUCUACUCUUGUUUUCUACUGCCAACAAUCAGCAAGUUGGAUAUAUUUAUGACAGUAUGGAUGGCAUAAAGGAGAAUAUAGCGAAUGAAUUUGAUGGCGAGAAGCUGUCUUACAAGCCGCUUGAAAUGUACACACUUGGUAAAGGUAGCUUUGACGAGGCCAGCCAAGCUGAUCAGUUCUCUGAAAUCGCUCCAGCUGAGUGGUGGGCUCAAAAGGCAAGCGAGCACCCAGAACUGCAGAGUUUCGCCAUCAAGGUUCUGAGCCAGACAUGUGAUGGUGCUUCAAGGUACAAGCUGCAGAGAACAGUAGCAGAGAAGCUGCUGCUCACGGAAGGAAUGAGCCAUAGUGAGAAACAGCAUUUGGAGGAGUUGGCGUUUGUUCAUUACAAUCUUCAUCUACAAAGCUGCAAAGCCAAACUAAGCGAAGCUGCAAACCCAAACUAAGCGAAGAGCAGUGGAGAAACUGAGCUGCAAGAUGAUUGUAUGGACUGACCUGUUGAGCAGCUUCUUCUUUUUUUUGUCAAUGUGCUGAUGUGCAGAUUUUAGGUUUUUGUUUUUUUUGUAUAUUCAGCAAACCUCGUAUUUUGAAUUGGUCUAGUUCCCGCAAAUCUUUUUUAUAUCUUUAUACUUGAAUCGGAGUUGGGAUGAGACAUGGGAGCAAUGUUAAGAGCUGCAGGAGUAAGUUCAAAUCAGACAAGAAAUCCCCUAA